Messenger RNA from Magnusiomyces paraingens, 1587 nucleotides. RefSeq lists its product as uncharacterized. The transcript has a single exon. Gene Ontology annotation, molecular function: protein binding. Bases 1 to 1587 code for a protein of 528 amino acids. Lineage: Eukaryota; Fungi; Ascomycota; Dipodascomycetes; Dipodascales; Dipodascaceae. The record is from RefSeq and is a predicted model, not a curated record.
AUGACGCAAAAUCUUGGAAAUACUAUACAAAAGAGAUCAUUAGAUGAAUCUCUUGAAGAUGAUGUUAAAUCUAAAAAAACUUCUUUAAAUGAUACAAUACAUAACAAGAUAAACGUUGAUGAGGACAUGGGUGAAUUUGAAGAUCCAUACGGAGACGAUUUCGAUGAUAGUGACGAAGAGAUUUUUGAGGCUGGAGACGAAGAUAUCGAUGACGUUGAAGACGAAGAUAAAGUUGGUGAUCUGAUUGAAAAUUCUCAACAGCGUGCAAUGAAAACUAUUAAAGAGGAUGAAGAUACAAAUGAAACCGAAACAGAUACAUCGAAGAAACCUUUAUCUAAUAAGCAACAAAUUUAUCUUCCAGGUAUUUCGCAACCUCUUGGACCUGAUGAGGUUUUAGAACCUGAUUUGUCAACUUAUGAUAUGCUCCACACAGUAAACGUUACUUGGCCUUGCCUUUCCUUUGAUAUUUUAGAAGAUAAUUUGGGGGAUCAAAGAAGAAGUUACCCACAUAGUGCAUAUAUCGUGACUGGAACUCAAGCUCAAAAGGCUCGUGAUAAUGAAAUCACUGUAAUGAAGUUUAGUUCGUUGAAUAAGACUCUUUUAAAGGAUGACGAUGAUAGUGAAGACGAAGAUGAUGAGUAUACUGAUCCUAUUCUAGAAACAAAGUCGCUCCCUACAAUGUCUACAACUAAUAGAAUUCGCGUGACUCCUUUUGCCAAGCAGACCAAUCAGUAUCUUACGGCAUCUAUGGCAGAAAAUGGCGAUGUCUAUGUAUGGGAUAUCACUCCUCAUUUUAAGUCUUUUGAUACCCCUGGCACUAUUGUCACUAAACAAAUGAGCAAGCCUAUUCAUACUAUUACUUCUCAUGGCCAUUCUGAAGGUUAUGCCUUGGAUUGGUCGCCAUUGAUUACCACUGGUUCCCUACUUACUGGUGAUGUUGAUGGUCGUAUAUUUCUCACAAAUCGAACACAAACUGGUUGGACUGAUAAUAAACAACCUUUUUUGGGACAUAACGGAAGCGUGGAAGAAAUUCAAUGGAGUAAGUCAGAGCGUACAGUUUUUGCUUCCGGUGGAAGCGAUGGUUUUAUUCGUGUUUGGGAUAUUAGAAGCAAAUCGCACAAGCCAAUUAUUUCGGUAAAAGCUUCGUCUUCGGAUGUCAAUGUUAUGAGUUGGAGUGGAAUUAAUACGUUUUUGCUUGCUAGUGGGCAUGAUGAUGGUUCCUGGUCUAUGUGGGAUCUUAGAAAUUUUAGCCCUAAGGACACCAAGUCAAACUCUGUUGCAUCCUUCGAUUUUCUUAAACAACCUAUUACAUCUAUUGAGUUUCAUCCUACAGAAGAUUCUAAUAUUGCAGUUGCGAGCGAAGGACAUACGGUUACGUUGUGGGAUCUGGCUGUUGAGGCAGAUGAUGAUGAAAUUAAAAAACAACUUGAAGGAGACAAUAAUGUUUUAGCUAAUAUUCCACCUCAGUUAUUAUUUGUUCAUUACCAGCGUGAUGCAAAGGAAGUCCAUUGGAAUAAGCAAAUUCCUGGAAGCUUGAUAAGCACAGGCAGUGAUGGAUUUUCUAUCUGGAAGUCGAUUAGUGUUUAA